Messenger RNA from Trichomycterus rosablanca, 2258 nucleotides. It is a transcript of the gene oxnad1, whose product is annotated as oxidoreductase NAD-binding domain containing 1. Gene Ontology annotation, molecular function: oxidoreductase activity. The record is from RefSeq and is a predicted model, not a curated record. The coding region runs from base 239 to 1135 and encodes 298 amino acids. NCBI's taxonomy places the organism in Eukaryota, Metazoa, Chordata, Actinopteri, Siluriformes, Trichomycteridae. Gene Ontology annotation, cellular component: mitochondrion. The transcript has 8 exons.
UGAAAGAUUGAGAUAAUUAAACGUUAUACAGGCAGUCUGUACAGAGUUCAUAUAUCUUUUCACUUGACUGUCCACACCGAGCAGUGGUUGGUAAUUUUUGUGAAUAUAUUGUGCUUUUAAGGGUGCAAACAUUCACCAGAAGAAUUGAGACAGCCCUCAGGAUUUCCCUUCAAUAUUAGUUACACAGUAACUGUGUGUAACUGUACCCAGUGCAAAGGCUGCCUUAGUUCAGAGCACAAUGAGCAUGAGGUGGUUUUCAAGUUUUGUCAGAGCUGCAGGGUCAUUACGAGCCACAUCUAAUCUGCUCUGUUCAUUUAAUGCUACAAGAACAAUGUCAACAUGGCAAGUCGACCAUCUUGAAAGGACAGCCAAUGUUUAUAGGCAAGCGGUCUUGUACCCAGCAAGAGUGUGUAGCAUUGCCAAUGAAUCAGACCUAGUAAAGAGACUGCGGCUGGAGGUUCUGCAUCCUAAGUUUAGCUUUCGUGCUGGCCAGUGGGUGGACUUUAUCAUCCCGGGUAUGGAGAAGGUGGGUGGUUUUUCAGUGUGCUCCAGUCCUGGCCUCCUGCACAGAGAGCGAUGUAUAGAUCUUGCUGUCAAAUACACACAACACCCGCCAGCACACUGGAUCCAUACCAAGUGUACAGUAGGCUCCGAGGUUGAAGUAAGAGUUGGGGGAGAGUUUUAUUUUGACCCUGCACCUUCUGACCCUGCAGUGGACCUACUGUUGGUCGCCGGUGGCGUUGGCAUUAACCCACUCUACUCCAUACUAAUGCACUCUGCAGAUCUGCUCCAACUGCUGCACUCAUAUGCUCCUGGAAACAUACACCUCUGUUACAGUGCCAAGAACACAAACGAGCUGCUGUUCAGAAACAGCAUUGUUAAAAUUUGCCAGGAAUUUCCAGACAAAAUCUCCUGCGACUUCCAUGUGACGCGGCAAGAUUUUGAAAUCGAGCAGAAACUCCAUCCCUAUACAACCAGUGAAAGAAUUUCAAAGGAGGUGCUGAGGAGUCACGUAAACCCUAAGCGCACACUGUGUUACCUGUGUGGCCCACCACCCAUGAUCGAGAGUGUGAGCAUAGACCUGCAGCAUCUGGGCCUGUCUGAGGACCGAAUACUUUUUGAGAAGUGGUGGUAGAUGUCUACAGCCUUUUAAGUCUCUGGGGUCAGACACAAAACUGACCACAAAACUGACCACAAUUCCAUACAACCUGCAGGACCUGGUUUGCUGUGCAGUACACUGAUCUACCAGCAGCAGCUGGAUUAUAGAAGCAGAGACUCAACAAGCUUUUUGUUUAGUCAUACCUCUACACUGAGUUAGGGGUUUGUGCAGAUAAAAAACAAUCAUGUUUCAUGGCUUUUUUUUUACACUAUGAAGUGGUUUUGGUAGAACAUUGUGCAUACAGUUGCAAAAAAAAUUAUUAAACCCUGCAUAUAAGGUUUUAACUUUUAGCUGUUUCAGCUGUAAUAAACCAAUAAAACAUAGAUAUUUAAAUUGCUUAACACUACUAAUAUAACAAGUGGUUUCUAAAAUUUCAACACAAGAUGCCACUUUUAAUGACAGAAGCUGGUGUCUGACUGUGCAUCACGUUUGUAGCAGCAGGUCAUAACAACAAAAGCAUGCUCUAAUAAAACUAAUUUGCAAUGGGGGGUAAAUCAUUUUGAUUGCAAAUGUAGACUUUCUUUUUCUGCCCUGAGAAUAAGAGUUCGCUCUUUACAGGGCAAAGAGUACAUUUUUAAUGUAAUUUACAUAUUUAAAAUAAAAGUCUGAAGUAUUUAUUAAUAACAGUAUAUGUGCAGAAGCUGUACUGUUUAUCUAUGAAUGACUUCGUCAUUGGAGGUCAAUAGAAACUAGAGCUUAUAAUAAUUUCAAUUGUUUAGGGAAAAAAAGAAUGAACACUGUGCCUCAGGUUGUGGAUUAAACAAGAUUGUUUUUAAGGUGGAGUGCAUUUAUUUUUCAUAAAUUAGUAUUUGUAUACUAUGAAGUGGUUUUGGUAGAACAUUGUGCAUACAGUUGCAAUGAAAGUACAGUUUGCCCUGUAAAGAGUACAUGUGCAAAUGCAGAUAGCAGAGGGUGGAUGGCCACAAAGCUUCAAAACAAAUAAGAAUGAAACCUGUCUUUGUUCCUCUUAACUGAAUUGCAUUUUGAUGUUCAGGGUAAAUAAUUCUAUAAAUUAGAAUUAGAAAGCACUUCACCCAAUUAUAAUAAAUUAUUUCCACACAUUUGUAUACAUCUGAAUAUGUCUACACAUAAAUGAACA